AGAUAUUGAUGAUGAUUCUGGACUCCAGAGGAAAUGCAAGUAAGUGAAACAGAGAAGUGAAGGGAAAAAGAGAAGAGAAGAGAAGAAGGUGUAACUGCAAAAUGAGCGCAUGCCCUCUCUAUGGUUCCAUAAUCAAGCCACCAUCAUCAUCAACAACCCUAUCCCUUCUUCUUCGUAAUCCUCCAUUAUCAUGCAACUUCCCCACUCUCAUUCUCAGGAACCGAAAUUCCAUCUUUGCCCUUCACUCAUACGACGCCAUUUCUACUCAAAACGCCAUUCGCUUUGACGUACAAGAUUCCACCGCAACUGAUUCAGCUGAGGUAGUAGUGGAACCUGCUGAAGCACCUCCAUCAGACAGUGUUGUUGCUGCUGCGAAACCUCAAGAGAAAUUAACCAAGCUUCGGAAGAAGAAAGUACUAUUUCAAGAAGACGAUGACACCAUCGACAACCGCUUCAAGCUCCGCAAUGGACGAGAGGUAUUUGAAGAGAAAGCUUAUUUGGUAGGGGUAGAAAGGAAGGGAGAUAAUGAGGAUGUGUUUGGGAUAGAAGAAUCUCUGAGGGAAUUGGAACAGCUAGCUGACACUGCUGGCUUAAUGGUUGUUGGCUCUACCUACCAGAAGCUUACUUCUCCAAACCCAAGGACAUACAUUGGCUCUGGAAAGGUUUCUGAAAUUAAGAGUGCAAUCCAUGCCUUGGACGUUGAAACUGUAAUUUUUGAUGAUGAGCUAUCACCUGGGCAAUUGCGCAACCUGGAAAAGGUUUUUGGUGGGGACGUGAGAGUUUGUGAUCGAACUGCUCUCAUCCUUGAUAUAUUUAAUCAGCGAGCAGCAACACAUGAAGCAUCCUUACAGGUUUCAUUAGCACAAAUGGAAUACCAACUACCUCGUCUAACAAAAAUGUGGACACAUCUUGAGCGUCAAUCAGGAGGAAAGGUGAAGGGAAUGGGAGAAAAACAAAUAGAAGUGGACAAGCGUAUUUUGCGAAACCAAAUUGGUGCACUUAAGAAAGAGCUAGAAUCUGUUAGGAAACACCGACAGCAGUACCGUAACAGGCGUUUCUCAGUACCUGUGCCGGUGGUAGCCUUGGUUGGGUACACAAAUGCUGGAAAGAGUACCCUUUUAAAUCAAUUAACUGGGGCAGAUGUUUUUGCCGAGGAUAAAUUAUUUGCAACUUUAGAUCCAACUACAAGGAGGGUCCAGCUGAAGAAUGGAAAGGAGUUUCUCCUAACAGACACUGUUGGUUUUAUUCAGAAAUUGCCAACUCAACUGGUUGCUGCCUUCAGAGCUACCCUGGAGGAGAUAUCAGAGUCGUCACUUCUGGUGCAUGUAGUUGAUAUCAGUCAUCCCCUGGCAGAGCAACAAAUAAAUGCUGUUGACAAAGUUCUGUUAGAACUAGAUGUAUCAUCUAUUCCAAGAUUGAUGGUUUGGAACAAGGUUGAUAAGGCUAGUGAUCCCCAGAAAAUCAGGUUAGAAGCUGAAAAUAGAGAUGAUGUUGUAUGCAUAUCUGCAUUAUCGGGUGAUGGCCUACCAGAAUUCUGUAACGCAGUUCAAGAAAAAUUGAAGGACUCCAUGGUGUGGGUUGAAGCUUUGGUACCAUUUGAAAAUGGAGACCUUCUCAGCACCAUACACCAAGUUGGAAUGGUUGAGAAAACUGAACACACAGAGCAAGGGACAUAUAUCAAGGCACAUGUGCCCCUUCGUUUUGCAAGAUUGCUGACACCCAUGAGGCAAAUGUGUAGAUCCCAAUCUUAACUUCUUAAAUGUAUAUAAUUUGGUAGUUUAUAAAGUUAUAAAUAUCUUUUGUAUCAUACAUGUCACUUUAAAGAUGUACAUAUUUAUGUAAUUCUUGUAAUCAUACUCCUUUGCCCUUUAAAAAUGGAGAUACAUAUAUGACUAAGGAACUAUGGGAAUGCAAGUUUUGCAAAAUGUGAUUGCAACUAC
Arachis stenosperma is the source of this 1940-nucleotide messenger RNA. RefSeq lists its product as uncharacterized. NCBI's taxonomy places the organism in Eukaryota, Viridiplantae, Streptophyta, Magnoliopsida, Fabales, Fabaceae. Gene Ontology annotation, molecular function: GTP binding; ribosome binding. The coding region runs from base 102 to 1751 and encodes 549 amino acids. The record is from RefSeq and is a predicted model, not a curated record. The transcript has 14 exons. Gene Ontology annotation, cellular component: cytoplasm.